AUGCUCAGAUGGCUGAUCGCGAGUGUAGUGCUCAUCGCUCUUGUGACGCAAUCCGACGCCAGGAGGAAUCGCCAGCGGCAGUUUCUCCUGCCGUCACCCUUCUCCAGCGUCAUGGACUACCGCAGGACCACCACGGAGUACGCCAAGAACAUCCACUUCAAGUACUACGAUAGCAACGGCGAGCUCAUCUCCAUCGACAAUCUGCUGAUGGAGGAGUCCAGCGGCCUCAGCAUCUGCAAUCCGGCGGAUAAAUUCGCCAUUAUAGUCCACGGAUGGAAGGAGAACUGCGAUUCAGAGUGGAUGCCGCAGAUGGUAUCAAACCUCACUGUCUUCCGAGGCGGCUGCAUCAUCUGCAUGGACUACGGCGCCUAUGCUAGCGCCGAUCGCUAUCUGCGCCUCUUCCGCCAGUUCGAUCCCAUCACCGAGGUGCUGGCGGGGAAGCUGCGUCUCAUGGAAUCCAUGGGCUUCGAUCUAGGCCGAGGCUUCAUCUUCGGCUUCAGUUAUGGCGGCCACGUGGCCGUGGAGGCAUCCAAGCGCGUGGGAGUGCGCCGGCUGGAGGCUAUUGAUAUCUGUGAUAUCGCAGGACCGGCCUUUGACUUCAGGCGGGCGCAUGUGGACCACAGAUCGGCGGCUCGGAAUGUGCAGUGCAUCCACACGAGCCGCGACAAGGGCUCCAGACACACGACGACCUGCCAUCAGAACUGGAAGAUGGGCACCUGCGGGUGGUUCCAGACUGCAGCGGCGGAUCCACCGAAGGGAUCUCACGGACUGUGUCCGUACUUCUACCUCAGCGCCUUCAGCAAUGACUUCCUGGCCGUGCCGAAGCCCAUGGGCUGCAUGGCCCGGAAGUUGGCCGCCAACUGGCCCGAGGGCUUCAAGAUGGGCUACACCGAGCCGCGGAAGUGGCAAGUGCAGGGUGAGCUGUUCGCUCUGACGUCAAAGGAGUACCCGUACACCAGCAACGCGACGGAGAUGAACGCCUUGGACUUCUUUCCGAUGCUGGCCUCGGAGUACGAACAGACGGAGAUGGACAUCGACUUCUUCGUGGAGACAACCAAAAAGCCAUAG
Phlebotomus argentipes is the source of this 1068-nucleotide messenger RNA. RefSeq lists its product as uncharacterized. Gene Ontology annotation, molecular function: lipase activity. The record is from RefSeq and is a predicted model, not a curated record. The coding region runs from base 1 to 1068 and encodes 355 amino acids. The transcript is spliced from 4 exons. Lineage: Eukaryota; Metazoa; Arthropoda; Insecta; Diptera; Psychodidae.